Punctularia strigosozonata HHB-11173 SS5 is the source of this 546-nucleotide messenger RNA. Its product is annotated as carbonic anhydrase. Bases 1 to 546 code for a protein of 181 amino acids. Lineage: Eukaryota; Fungi; Basidiomycota; Agaricomycetes; Corticiales; Punctulariaceae. The record is from RefSeq and is a predicted model, not a curated record. The transcript is spliced from 4 exons. Gene Ontology annotation, molecular function: carbonate dehydratase activity; zinc ion binding.
AUGCCGGCCCACACCGAGUUCAAGAGCGCGAACGACGCGUAUGUGAGCACGUUUGGAGAUAAGGGCGAUCUGCCUCUGCCGCCCGCGAAGCAUCUUACCGUCGUGACGUGCAUGGACGCUCGGAUCGACCCGGCCCAACAUUUGGGCCUGAAAGAAGGCGACGCACACAUCAUCCGCAACGCCGGCGGUAGCGCACGAGACGCCCUGCGUUCCAUCGUGAUCUCCCAGCGCCUGCUCGGCACGCGCGAGAUCGCCGUCUUCCACCACACCGGCUGCGGCAUGCUCACCUUCAACUCGGGCCAGCUGCGCGACAUCGUCAAACGGUCCGCGCCCGAGUCGACAUCGGCCGAGGUCGCGAAGCAGGUGGACGGCAUCGAUUUCUUGGAGUUUGACGACCUAGAGGGCAGCGUGAAGGAGGACGUGGCGUUUUUGAAGGAGAGCCCGCUCGUGCUGCCGGAGACGACGGUGAGCGGGUGGGUGUACGAGGUCGAGACGGGCAAGGUCAGAAUGGCUUCCCGAUCGCGGUUGUCUCGGAUGGCUCGCUGA